This is a messenger RNA of Salvia hispanica, 1625 nucleotides long. The record is from RefSeq and is a predicted model, not a curated record. NCBI's taxonomy places the organism in Eukaryota, Viridiplantae, Streptophyta, Magnoliopsida, Lamiales, Lamiaceae.
UUGGUUUAUUGUCUAAAAGACCCCUCAUUCAUGUUUGAGCUUCAAAGCAAAUUGGUUCCCGCAUCCGAGUUUUGAUUAUCGGCGACAAUUUUACACCCCACAGAUUUUUGGUAAUCCUUUUCCAGCAGUCGCAGAUUUGAGCGCCUUCCUAUCUGGUUCCGCUGCCCAGAAUUGGGAAUUUCUAAUCUGAGGUUAUUCGCAAUGGCAAAUGAUGACAAUUUCCGUAAGAAUGUGAAUCAGCAGAAUGACAUGGCCACCAUAAUGUUUUUGCUUGAGGAAAUUAUACGUAACUAUCAAAUAAACUUGCUGCUCAUAUCUUUUAUGAUCACAUUGAUUGGCCCGCAAACCCGCAAGCGUAAGCGCUGGGACAGGCUUGGCCAGUCUGUGGUCCUUGAUUCUAUUCCUGCUCACGUGCGGCACCUCGAUAGACUAGUUCGUGUAACAGAUAGAGCGUGCAUCGACAAUCUGAGGAUGGAUAGGAACACCUUUGGGCGGCUGUGUCGUAUUCUCCGUGACCGUGUCGGCCUAAUUGAUCAAAAACUAGUUACGGUUGAAGAACAAGUAUCCAUGUUCUUAUGUGUGCUUGCACACCAUAAGAAAUCUCGCAUAGUUGGGUACAAUUUUAUGCGUUCAUCACAAACGGUGUCAAAGUACAUACACAUUGUUCUCCGCGGAGUUCUCACGCUGCAUAGUAUCUUUCUGGCAAAGCCCACACCCAUAGAUGAAUCGUGCUCUGACCGAAGGUGGCAAUGGUUCAAGGGUUGUCUGGGCGCAUUAGAUGGAACUUAUAUACAUGUACGCGUCCCAAUUGCUGACGCUCCUCGAUAUCGUAACCGAAAGGGUCACAUAACAACCAACACUUUGGCGGUGUGCGACCCACAGCUCCGAUUCACUUACCUCCUUCCAGGUUGGGAAGGAUCUGCCGCUGAUUCGAGAAUUCUAAGGGAUGCCGUCACCAGACCGUUAGGUCUGAAAGUUCCUAAAGGAUGCUACUACCUAUGCGACAGUGCCUACGCAAAUGCGGAUGGUUUCUUGACACCGUACAAAGGUAUACGUUACCAUCUUAAGGAAUGGGGGGUUGGAAGACAGGCACCACAGACACCGGAGGAGCUGUUCAAUUUAAGGCAUACAAAGGCGAGGAAUGUCAUCGAACGAUCAUUUGCCGUGUUGAAGAUGCGGUGGGGUAUACUCCGAUCUGCAAGUUUCUAUCCCAUAGAUAUUCAAACUGGACUGAUAAUCGCAUGUUUUCUGUUACACAAUUACAUAAGAAGUGAAAUGGUGGUUGAUCCUAUAGAGGCUGAAUUGGGCAAUGAGACUGACAAUGACGACGAAAGUGACAACGACAACACACUCGGUGGUGAUCAUAUCAGCUGUGUAGAACCAACAGCUGCCUGGACCAAAAAAAGGGACGAUCUUGCAAGGGCUAUGUGGGCAGAGAGAAAUCGUUGAUAAUUUGUGGUGAUUGUUGGGACCUUUGUUAUGUAUGAACUUACUAGUUUGAGUUUUCCCUGUGGAGACAUGUUUAAAAACGCAGUUACUCCUUCUGUCUCUAAAUGAUUUAUUUUUGGUCUUUUUCUAGUUAUGAUUGAACUUAUUAUAAAGCAUACAUGAUAUAUCAGAAUGCA